Cottoperca gobio is the source of this 1398-nucleotide messenger RNA. It is a transcript of the gene jagn1a, whose product is annotated as jagunal homolog 1a. The transcript is spliced from 3 exons. Lineage: Eukaryota; Metazoa; Chordata; Actinopteri; Perciformes; Bovichtidae. The record is from RefSeq and is a predicted model, not a curated record. Gene Ontology annotation, cellular component: endoplasmic reticulum membrane. Gene Ontology annotation, biological process: vesicle-mediated transport; granulocyte colony-stimulating factor signaling pathway; endoplasmic reticulum organization. Bases 121 to 672 code for a protein of 183 amino acids.
AUGCGCAAAGCGGUUAGCAACAUCUGUCGCAUCUUUUGUUGUUACAGAUUGAAUCUGUACUGAAACAACGAGCUCAGCCAAACGUUACGGAAAUACGCAGCGGUCACGGUUUUCCUCAACAUGACGUCACGUGUUGGUCUCAGAGCUGGAGGUACUAAUGGAAGUAACUUCAAACCCAGAGAGAGGGUGGCCCCACAAUACCAAAUGAGUGCUGCCCUGAAGUCAGAGGUGCGGAAGUUAAACCUGGUGCACCUUCUCCUCUGGCUGCUGGUGGCUGCACAAGUGACUGUUAGCCACUUCGACCUGGUGUCACAUGACACAGUGUCCAUGCCGUACCAGUGGGAGUACCCCUACCUGCUUAGCCUCCUCCCUCUAUUUUUCAGUGCCCUAUCACUUCCAAAGAACAAUAUCAGUUACCUGGUCUUAUCCAUGAUCAGUGCAGGGCUGUUCUCUGUGGCACCGCUCAUUUAUGGUGGAAUGGAGAUGUUUCCUGUAGCGCAGCAGCUCUACCGACAUGGAAAGGCCUACCGAUUCAUUUUUGGCUUCUCUGCUGUGACUGUUAUGUAUCUCAUCAUGGUGGUUGCUGUUCAAGUGCACGCCUGGCAGUUGUAUUACAUGAAAAAGCUGUUAGACUCAUGGUUUGACACCACUCAGGAAAAGAAGAAGAAGUAAUGGAGUGAGAAAGCUGUGACUGGGCAAAAACUGUGUUUUUAUCUUAAUUUAUUCAUAAGUUAAGCAUCUUAUUUAUGUCUAUUUAUUCAGUCAUCAUUAUCAUGAAACAUCAUACCUUAAAACCCAGUGUUCUCUGACGAUGUACAAUUUAUGCAGGAACAUGGAUUGCUUUGAUGCCAGGAGUGGCAUCAAAGCAACAUUCAUACACAUGGCGUUCAGUCUUCUUGUUCCCUCUUCAUCACUGAGUUUAAACUGCAGCUUUACUCCAAAAGUUUAGGAUCAUGUUCAUACAUACUUAAGUACAGCGGUGAAUGCAAUAUCUGUUCUAACAUAUACAAUUGCUUAGAAAUUGUAGCUGAAUGUGUUAAAGGUGGAGUCAGCAACUCUGGAGAAAGAUUGUUGAUAUUUGAACUCAACAUCUGAACAAACAAAAAUAAACGUAAACAUGUGCCAGAUUUACCAAUGCCUUCCCCCUGUCCUGUGCACCAGCAGGCGUGAGUAGUGAUGGCUCAAUCCACCAUGCCACUUUCUUUGUUUCCCAUUUACAGAGCAAGGGAUGUGUAUGAACGCCAGAUUUUCUUCAAUCGCUGACUGCGCCUUUAAAGGAACUAGGUUUAUCUUUGCUGCAGAUGUGCGGAUGCUGUCUCCUUCAUUAAGUCUACCUCUCACAAAAUCUUUUUUUUCCAGAAUGCAUUUUAGCCAUUAAAAAAAAUAAAAGAUGGUGAU